Nanorana parkeri is the source of this 585-nucleotide messenger RNA. RefSeq names its product SNU13 homolog, small nuclear ribonucleoprotein (U4/U6.U5) (gene SNU13). The record is from RefSeq and is a predicted model, not a curated record. The transcript has 3 exons. Gene Ontology annotation, biological process: mRNA splicing, via spliceosome; maturation of SSU-rRNA; ribosome biogenesis. Gene Ontology annotation, cellular component: box C/D methylation guide snoRNP complex; nucleolus; U4/U6 x U5 tri-snRNP complex. Lineage: Eukaryota; Metazoa; Chordata; Amphibia; Anura; Dicroglossidae. Bases 136 to 522 code for a protein of 128 amino acids. Gene Ontology annotation, molecular function: RNA binding.
UCCGCCCCUUCCGCUCUUUGACCGCCGGAAGUUGGAAGCACGUUGCCGCCGCGUUGCUGUUUGGAGGUUCAUUUGGUUUUCCUCCGUGAAGCUUCCGGGCCGAGGGGACCGUACGACUUCAUAACCGGGCAUAAAAUGACUGAACCAGAAGUAAACCCCAAAGCCUAUCCAUUGGCUGAUGCUCAGCUUGCAAAGACCCUUCUGGACCUUGUGCAGCAGGCUGCCAAUUACAAGCAGCUCCGCAAAGGGGCUAAUGAAGCCACAAAAACUUUAAACCGAGGGAUUUCAGAGUUCAUCGUAAUGGCAGCUGACGCAGAACCACUCGAGAUCAUUCUUCACCUUCCUCUGCUCUGUGAGGAUAAGAACGUCCCCUAUGUCUUUGUGCGUUCUAAGCAGGCAUUGGGAAGAGCCUGUGGUGUCUCAAGACCAGUUGUUGCAUGUUCGGUUACUAUUAAGGAAGGCUCCCAGUUAAAGCCCCAGAUCCAAAGUGUCCAGCAAGCUAUUGAGAGACUGCUGGUGUAAUUUUUUUUUCUUGAAAUUAACGAUGGCUCCGUGCUGUAAUGCAUUGUACAUUUUCUUUUUUUU